AUGGAUAUGAUCAACGUAUUUGUCAGCAGCCUGCCCGGCCUGGGUCCCUCCAGCUUGUCGUUCCCGAUCUCGUCGGUCGCCACCUUGGAAGAUCUGAACGACCACAUUCGCCAACGCCUCCCGGUGAAUCCAGACGACCACCGCCUGAUUCUUACGACGACAGCCAACAAGCAGAUAUUCCCGUCGCGCUUCCCGCUCUCGACGCCUGUGACGACCGCGUGUAACCUGUCAGAGAAGGAUGAGUUCGUGUCGCUCAGGCUGUCCGCGCCACUAUGCGGUGGUAAGGGUGGUUUUGGUUCCCAGCUCCGAGCGGCCGGCGGCCGCAUGUCGUCGCGGAAGAAGAAGAACAACGGGGAUGCCAACGCCUCGAGCAGGAACCUCGAUGGCCGGCGUCUGCGGACCGUGAACGAGGCCAAGGCGCUGGCCGAGUACCUCGCCAUCAAGCCCGAGAUGGAGCAGAAGGAGAAGGAGAAGCGCAGGGAGAAGUGGCAGCAGAUCGUGGACGCCGCCGAUCAGAAAGAGUACGAGAUCAAGCACAACACCAAGGGCCGCCUCGACGGCAAGUGGGUGGAAGACAAAGAGGAGGCCAGCGAGAGGACCAGGGAGGCCGUCAUGGCUGCCAUCAAAUCUGGGAGGUAUACGGACAACCUGGUCUCCGGCAAGAAGGACUCCUCAUCAGAGGAAGCAGAAGGCUCAGACUCGAGUGGCUCGAAAUCAGUAUCGCCGCCGGUCGUCUCCAAAGGCAAGCAACCGGCGCGGGCAUUCGCUGGGUUUGAUGAGGACGACGAGUUCAUGAGCUCAAGUGAUGAAGACGACGCAUGA
This is a messenger RNA of Neoarthrinium moseri, 822 nucleotides long. RefSeq lists its product as uncharacterized. The record is from RefSeq and is a predicted model, not a curated record. Lineage: Eukaryota; Fungi; Ascomycota; Sordariomycetes; Amphisphaeriales; Apiosporaceae. Gene Ontology annotation, cellular component: nucleus. Bases 1 to 822 code for a protein of 273 amino acids. The transcript has a single exon.